Panthera uncia (snow leopard) is the source of this 1426-nucleotide messenger RNA. It is a transcript of the gene KLK15, whose product is annotated as kallikrein related peptidase 15. The record is from RefSeq and is a predicted model, not a curated record. The coding region runs from base 1 to 1329 and encodes 442 amino acids. Lineage: Eukaryota; Metazoa; Chordata; Mammalia; Carnivora; Felidae. The transcript is spliced from 9 exons. Gene Ontology annotation, molecular function: serine-type endopeptidase activity. Gene Ontology annotation, biological process: proteolysis.
AUGGGUCCACUGCAAGUCCACCGGCCUCCCCAGCGACUCUCCUCCAUGGUGCAUUGUGCCAACCCAUAUCACGGGCUGGGCAUCAUCGACCCAAAUAAUACAUGCCAGGGCGACCUCGCCGACUGCAUCCAGGACACCUGGCCAGAAAGCCAAAUGAUCUCCACUGUGUGGACCUCAAACCUGUCUAACGACUUGUGUGCCAGAUACCUCGCCCAGAGGGUGACAGACUUCAUGCUGUGUGGCGGGGAAGAAAGCCGUUCCAGCAGUGACAGCCUCACGCUACUCAAGCUGAAAGCACCAACCACCAACUCCGACGCCACCAGCUCCACCGGCAGCGCCCCAAGUGUGCCAGCCCAGACCCGGGUGGGGCUGGGAACUUAUAAAUUCAAGUAUUCAGAUACCUGCUCCCCUUCUUCUGGCAUCCAAGCUGCCCAGAUGAAGCUGGGGGAUCUGGAGGGGGCAAGGUGCCACAAGAGAAAAGAUUGUGUCCUGAGGGAUCCUCCUCUGCUUCCUCUCCCAGCGGCCCAGCACCACUCCGCCAAGAGGCUGAAAGGUGAGGCGUGUGUGCCCCACUCCCAGCCGAGGCAAGCGGCCCUCUUGGAGCGUGGACGCUUUAACUGCGGUGUUUCCCUCACUCUGCAAGCCGGAUGCUGUCUGCUGCCCACCGCCACACCGGGGGCUAGAACUAUUGGCUUCAGCGCCUCGGACACAGAGGGUAAAGGCAUCUCCAGAUUCCCCGAGGGCUUCAUGAGCGUGCACCUAGGCGAGCACAAUCUGCGCAAGCGCGAUGGCCCGGAAGUGCUGUGGACUGUGGCUCGCCUCGUCCCACACCCGUGCCACGAAGCGCGCAGCCAUCGCCACGACGUCAUGUUGCUACGUCUAACCCGGCCCACGUGCCUCUCCCAGCCAGUGCGUCCCGUCGCGCUGCCCACGCGUUGUCCCCAACCAGGCGAGGCCUGCGUGGUGUCCGGCUGGGGCCUGGUGACAGAUGACAAGCCUGGGACCAAAGGGAGCACAAGGUCACAAGUGAGUCUCCCAGAUAUGCUGCAUUGUGCCAACAUCAGUGUUAUCCCGGCCACAUCUUGUAGCAAGGACUACCCAGGGCGCCUUAUGAGCACUACGGUGUGUGCAGGAGUAGAAGGCGGAGGCACGGACUCCUGUGAGGGUGACUCCGGGGGACCCCACACAGGGUGGCUGGUCUGUGGGGGAGUCCUGCAGGGAAUCAUGUCCUGGGGUGACGUCCCCUGUGACACUACUCACAAGCCUGGUGUUUAUACCAAAGUCUGCAGCUACUUGGGGUGGAUCAGGGACACCGUGAAGAGGAACUGACUAUUUUGAUCUACCGCCUGUGUCUCUGACUGAGCAGAAACUCCUGUAGCUGGCCAGCCACCCCAUCCUGACCUGGGACAGAACUGAGCCAUCCCUU